GUCCAGAGGCGCAAAAGUGUGCUUCAAGACAAACGGUCCCGGUCUUGUGUGACUGUACAUGGCACGCUGCGAGCCGACUGUGUGUCUUGCUCUAGUCCUACUGCCACAACAUUAGGCGCUCAACGCGCGGCGUGUGGGCAGGCUCGGCGACGAGAGGGCCAGGAUGGCUGGACGCAAGGAACCAGCAGCGGUGAGGCGACGAUGAAGGCGUGCCCCGUUGUCGUGGUCUUGGUGUCACCCCAGCCACGGUGAGGGUGCUCCUUGUCGCGGGCGAGGGCAAUUGGCCGCGGGCGCUCGCGUGGGUGAAUGCGGCAGCAGGCCUGGGACCUGCAUCGCCAGCCAACCGUGUGCGACGCAGGUGUCGGCGGCGAGAUAACCUCGAGGGCGCGCCCGCGGCCACUCUCUCACCAUCCCGUGGACGUGAGCGACCGCAACGGGCCCUGCGCGUUCGUGAAGCGACUUGCACUGCGUGUCCGUUGGUGUGUUCCGCGCGAGACAAGCUUCUUAGCGCAGGUCGACUGCGGCGCUGAGCCUCAUUCCAUUGGUCGCUGGGGCAAUUGCGAGGUCCGCCCAAUUUCUAGAGAGCGACCACAGCCCGACCCCGACGCGCACCCCAGCACUGCUAGCAGCCCAGCAAGCAGCUCCUGCGUCUGCGGCCUGCUCCUGCUGCAACGCCUGCUCGCGCUCCCUCGCCGCUCCCUCCAGCAUCCAUUCUCACCCACAGUCAUUCGUUUCAGACCUCGCCACGGCGUGCAAAUCGCCAUAAUUGUCAGGCAGCGCCGCGCACCCGCCUGACGUCGCCGGCUCGCUUUGGCCCGUCCAAGCAGGUCUUCGCACCGCCAAUCGGGAGGAGCCCACCGCAACCGUCCAGGGCAGCUGCCUCAGCAACACCAGUCCCGGCCGU
This is a messenger RNA of Paraphaeosphaeria sporulosa, 904 nucleotides long. RefSeq lists its product as uncharacterized. The record is from RefSeq and is a predicted model, not a curated record. The coding region runs from base 307 to 795 and encodes 162 amino acids. NCBI's taxonomy places the organism in Eukaryota, Fungi, Ascomycota, Dothideomycetes, Pleosporales, Didymosphaeriaceae. The transcript has a single exon.